AAGCAACAUUACAGUGUUCGGCGAAGGUUUGGCGCUAUUGGCUUCUGCCUACUGUACGUGUCCUUACAUGGAUCACCUGAAUUGUAAUUAGCUGCUGGUCAGUGCCCAGGCAAGCCUAUGCUGAGAGGAUACUACAGCCCUGAGGAGGCUGGCCGGCCAGGUGGGUGGGCAGAGGCAGGCUGAGCAUGCAGCAAGGAAGCUGAGGAGGAGCUGAGAAGGGAGAGACCCACAUCCAGAGCUGCUGCACACAGCCCUCCAUCAGGGGGGACGCUCACGCUUGCCUGGACCAUGAGCAAUGAGUCUACCGUCUGGAACAACCUCACCGAGAACUCCACCGGGGUCCCAUUUGAGCCUGAUAAACAACAGAAUGGUUACGUCCUACUGCUGGUGCUCCUGUCCAUCUUCCUAGUGGGAACACUGGUCCUGCUGUCUGUCAUCCUGAUUGUCUCCAGACGCUGCUGUGAUGGAGACCGCCGCUAUAACAGUGCCAGCGACGACCCUGAGAAAACCAACACGACCUACACUGAGGCGUCUCAACCAAUCCAUGCGGAGAUCACCAUCCAGGUCGACGAGUCAGACUGCCUGUCGGCCGCCAGCUCCCACAUGGACAUGGAGACUGAGCGCUUCCUGUCCACGGGCACCCAGGGCGGCCGCCGCGUCUCCUUCAACGAGGCGGCGCUCUUCAACCACGGCAGGAAGGCCCUGGAUAAAGGCCGCAGGUACACGUUGACUGAGGGUGACUUCCACCACCUGAAGAAUGCGCGACUCACACACCUCCACAUCCCGCCCCUGGCCCUCAAGAUCGUCACCAUCCACGAGUGUGAGUCAUCGGAGAACAGCAUUGCUAUGACGACCCGCCCCGCCGCCAAGUCCAGCCUUUCCAUCUUCCAGCCGGCACUGUGUGCCCUGCGGCCCCUAUGUCCCCUACCCCAGACAGCGUUGACCAGUCUGAGUGUCAGCCCCAGCUCAGCCCUCCCUGGGGACACCCUCAACUCGGUGGUGGACUCCAGCUUCAGUCAGAGUUCCCUGGUCCCGGGACCCAUGGAGCCCAGCAGCAGCAUUGAGGUGAUGGUUUCUGGCUCCAGGAAUGGGGGCAGUUCGUCUUUGAGUGAGGGGGCGUCGGUGACGUCUGUGACGGGUGCGUCCCCUAGCGCGGGAGUGGGGCAGGGCCCGGUCCUGCAGUUCUUCACCAAGCUGAGGCGCCAUGCCAGCCUAGAGGGGGCCAGCCCAUACUUCAAGAUCAAGAAGUGGAAGCUGGACAGCAGCCAGCGGGCUUCUAGUCUGGACACCAGAGGGUCCCCUAAGAGGAGGCAGUUCCAGAGGCAGCGCGCCGCCAGUGAGAGCAUGGACCAGGAGGAUAACGACGCCCACCACAUGGACCUCAUCCAGUACAUCGCCCGCACCCAGGACGUCACCUACCACCCCAGCCCCUCCGCCUCCGCCCGCCUCCUCUCCCCCUCCUCUUCCUCCAAGCCACCACCCUCCCUCGGCAGGUUAGAGGUGGAGGUGGAGGUGGAGCCCAGCUGCAGCAGGGGCCAGGUACCAGGGUUGAUCGGCCUGUCCCCGGAGCCCCAGGACGAGGCAGCGAGCCUAGGGGACUAUAGACAGGAGAGCUUGGCCUCAGACCACCAGGCCUUGUACAGAGACAUCUGGACGCUCCGGGCCUCUCUAGAGCAGUACGGCUCCUCAGACCAUAUCAACAACGACAGGGACUCCGUUCGCAGCGACGCCGACAGUGUCAGCUCCCUGGGGGGCCGGACCGAGAGGGGGGAGCUGCCCAGUAACCCCUCCCAGGACAUCGGGGAUGAACCCGAAGGGGAUGUAGAGCUGCCUGUGGAUGAUGGGAUGGGAGAGGAGAAGGAAGAGAAGAAGAAAGGGGGGAAGCAGGACAGUGUGGUGUCAGAGAGGGUUAGUGACGGGGAGUCAGGGAACCGUAAGCUCAUGCAGAUGGACAGUGGCUAUAUGUCUAUAGAGGUUCCAUCACGGGCGCCAGAGGAGUUGAGACUGUUUGGCAGUAGUGGCAGUAUAGACAGGACGGCCCUGGAGAAGAGACACUACUUCACCAGUGCAGGGCGCACUGGCACAGUGGGCGAGAGCUUCGAGGCCCGCAUCUUCGAGGAAGAGCCAGGCGAGGAGAUGCUGGUGGGGGCGACGGGCGGCAUCGCAAUAGAAACGUCCAGGUCUCCCCUGGGCUGGUCUCCAUAUGGGCAGAUGUUCACUCCACGAGAGGCGCAGCCGCACUCCCACCCACCCUUAUCAUUACACCGCCGCGACUACAGCAUCGACAAGAAAACUGACGCGCUCUUCCAUGAGUUCCUCCGCCACGACCCCCAGUUCGACCAGCAGGAGUCACCGAGGAAACAUCGCUCGCGCAUCCACCUCCGCAAACAGUGGCAGCGCAACAAGCAGUACAGUGACCCGGGCGUUCGCUACCAGUACCACUCCUUUGAGAGGCAGCGGAACCCCCUGCGACGAGGCGAUAGCGUCAACUACCCUCUGGACACGGGCUUCCACAGCACACUGCCACGCAUCGUCAGUGCGCCUGAUGAGGAGGCCAGCGAGGGGGCCCCCAGUACCCCCCAGACGCCAAAGGCAGAGGCGGUGGUGGCGGGAGGGGCAGGAGAGGUGGAGGAAGGAGACAGGAGGAGGGCGAGUCCCAGCAGUAGCUGUGGCAGCAGCACCGUGACCAUUAGAGACCUGGAAGGGAGGGCAUCCUGUUCCCCUCCCACUGUUCCGGAUAGAGAGGGCCAGCUAGGGGAGCAGCCUGACCCCCAGGAAGACACUAGGCAGGUGGUACACCCCCCUGAGGAUCCCCCCCAGCCUCCUGACACGGGCAACGGCCGACAGACCAUCACAACCGAGCUGACGGACAAGCUGAGCGCCACUCUGGACGAGCGGCUGUACACAGGCCUGCGACGGACCAAGGACACAGCGGCGGUGACAGAGUGUGUGGUGAAGGUCGUUCACGCCUCCCCAGACCACAGCCCAGUGUAGCAUGUCUCCAGUCCUCCUCCACUCCUCCCUGAUAUUUUGUUUCAUUUGAUUUUAGUCUACGCCGGGUAACUACAAUUUCUCUAUCUGUCUGAAUCAGCUGAUCCCAGACCAGUAACAAGAAAACAGGCUACACUAUACAGUAUCAUGUAGGCCAUUUGAAGAAUACACCCCUAGAUAGUAUUUACAGUACCAUAGUGUCUCUUACUGCUGUGAUUCCUUUCUCCUCUUAGAGAAGUGACGAUGUAAAGAGCCAGUAUGCCCUCUGCACUAGUCUAUCCACUGUGAAACUAGGUGCUAUUAGACUUGAAGUCAUCUCAAGAUCUGGAUACAAAGUUUCUGGGCGUAAUAGGCCAGUCUAGACUGAUAGGCCUAGGCUUAAUUGUAAUGUGAUGUAAUUGAAUCAGAAUCUAUGGUACUAGGAACAGAAACAGAUCAGACCAUGAAUUUGAAAAUGCAAUUUGUUUUUCUCAUAAACACUCAUUAAAUGGGUAUGAAGAUGCUGUCCUAAUUUGGACACCAAAUAAAUUGCAGUAUCCAUAUUAGGACCACCUCGUCAUAUCCACACUGGAUCAGAGAAUAUUCUUCAUCAAGUAUCCUUGUUGUUUAAUGUCUGGCCUCAUGUUUCUAUAAAAAAAAAUGUCUUACUGCUUUCCAGAAAAGUGAUGGUUGUUAGGACAUGUUGUUCAAUGCCUUUGCAUUUAUUGACACAUUUCAUUUAAAUGUGUCUAUGCUUGUUUUAUAUUUCACUCUGGUUGUGACUGUAAUAAGUGGGAUAUUGGAGGCCAGGGUGAGAGCAACUUAAAUGACAGGCUUUUACCUAAUUUCUGUGCCAAAAAUACCUUGUUAGCUAAUGGAGGGAUCUCAAAUGUUACUGAACCAGGGGUUGGAACCAAAAAAAUUGUUCCAAUUGUUUAGUUUUGAACAGAACCGGUAAUUUUUCAUUUUGUUCCACUGUUCCGACCAGCAAAAAAGUUCUGAACAGUUUAGAACCCCUAAAAAAAUUACUGGUUUAUAUUGUUCCUUUUUUAACCUGUCAAAUCAUUUAUUUACAUUUAUCUUAUUGAAUGACUGUCUGCACCAAUCAGUGCAGACAGAGCAGGCAAGCUAGUUGUUUACAUGCGUGAUGGACAGGCAAGUGUAGCCUAUGGUGCAAGAUGCGACAAAGCUUUUGCGGGUGGAGAGAGCGAGAGAAGGUUGAAGUGCUGGGCAUCUUGUUAUGAAAUGCAUUAUCUGAAUUAGGUCAACAGAAUUAUACCUACGGAGGAGCGGCUUCUAUGGAGGAACUUUGAAUGUCCUUCGAGAUAGCUAGCUGACAAGCUAGUGUGUGCAGAGCCACACCAUAAUUAAAAACAUUUUUUGUAGUUAAUAAAUUUGACAUGAAACAUGAUAACUAGGCCUAUAGUAUCCUUAACUAGCAUUGAAAAAGUUAAUCCAUUAUUUUCUAGCUAAUCUAAAAGGUCUCCCGACUUCUGAAUCAAGCUUGUAACCUCAGUACAGUAGCCUAUGCUUUGGAGAGGAGAGGGGCAGGUAACUAACACACACACACACACACACACACACACACACACACACACACACACACACACACACACACACACACACACACACACACACACACACACACACACACAAAGAUUUUCAGCUUGCAGGCAGACACUGGAAUAAGUUUGAGUGACAGAGUGAGGGCUUUGCAUAGACAUUUUGUUGUGGGACUAGAAAAAAAAUGCCUGGAAUGUAAAAUAACGUCAUUAAUCGGUUCCAAAGCUUUUAAAAAGAACAGUUCUGUUCUAGAACAGUAAGGAUCACUUUCGUUCCAGGUUCCAUCUGUUCCUUGAAAAAUGUUGUUCCUUUGUUCCAACCCCUGCUGACAACUCUGUUAGAAUCACACAUCAAAGGCUCCCUUGGCCUCCCCCAACAGUGUUGGUUAGUGCUGGUCUAUAGCUGUAAAGGUUUAAAUUAAAGCUUGGAAUGGGA
Messenger RNA from Salmo salar (Atlantic salmon), 4968 nucleotides. RefSeq names its product CACN subunit beta associated regulatory protein b (gene cbarpb). Gene Ontology annotation, biological process: negative regulation of calcium ion-dependent exocytosis; negative regulation of voltage-gated calcium channel activity. NCBI's taxonomy places the organism in Eukaryota, Metazoa, Chordata, Actinopteri, Salmoniformes, Salmonidae. The record is from RefSeq and is a predicted model, not a curated record. Gene Ontology annotation, molecular function: transmembrane transporter binding. Gene Ontology annotation, cellular component: secretory granule; plasma membrane.